Messenger RNA from Pocillopora meandrina, 783 nucleotides. Lineage: Eukaryota; Metazoa; Cnidaria; Anthozoa; Scleractinia; Pocilloporidae. The record is from the annotation of a GenBank genome assembly.
GGGCGAUUCGCUUUCUUCGGUCUGAUAAUUACACAGUGCUAUUUUCUAUCUGCUUAUCUCGCGAAUUAUGAAGGUACAUCCAAUUGGUAUCUCAUGGUCUUUUCCUUUGGCCCAGCAGUUUUUGUUUGGAUUUUUUUUCUAUUUUUCGAUGCGCUGUACCUUGGCUGCCUCUUUCAAAUUUGGGGCCUGUACAUUGUGGCUUUGGUUGUAAACAUCGCAAUGGUAUUUGGAAAAGUCGGAGAUAGAAUCGACAAGACCGAGUUUUUAGGACCAACUGUAUUGGAGAUGGUUCUGUGCAUUACACCACUUCUGCUACUACUGUUGCUAAACACAGGCGAUCUCGAUGAUUCAGACGACGAAGAAAGAGAGAUUGUUUCCAAGUUGUGUUUGCCCAUGGCCGUCGAUCUGUUCGAUGGAAUCGAGAUGAUAGAUAUCGUGUUAGAAGAAAGAGAGCACGACUUUGGAAUACCCAAGGCUUUCAGUACAGCAAUGAUCGUGUUUGCUUGCCUCAGUAUAUUGGCAUCUCCUUGGCAAAUGGAAGAAAUCAAACGUACCAAAGAGGGGCCGGAAAUUCGUGUCUGUACCGCAUUAUGCCGCAAUAUUGUUCAAAUAGUUUUAGUAAAUCUACCAUUCUUGGUUAUUCGUGCGGUGGUGUUCUUUAAGUUUGGCAAAGACGAGUCCAUCUUCAUUGCCAAGAAUGGCAUAGCAAUAAUACUUUCCAUCAUGGAAAUUUGUAAUCUACUCCGUUUACGUCGGGUUAGACAAGAAGACCAAAUAGUAUAG